Molecule: messenger RNA, 715 nt
Organism: Impatiens glandulifera
Lineage: Eukaryota; Viridiplantae; Streptophyta; Magnoliopsida; Ericales; Balsaminaceae
Exons: 7
Coding region: 125-487 (120 amino acids)
Source: RefSeq, a predicted model, not a curated record
CCGCACCUUUCAUCCGAAACCAGCCUGACCCGAUAGAUCUUCUUCUCCGGCAGUCGUCGUAAUCGAAUUUCAUAAUAGUUGCUGUUUUAGGGCUGGGUAAUCGCGAGGAGGCAGGAGUGCUAGAAUGGCUAAUUUGGAGUCUAAGUUUAGAAAAUUGAGAUGUUCUCAUUGUGCCGGUCCUCUUUCGAAGGAAAUGGAAAUCAGCAGCUGGACUGUUCCUCCACUUAUUAGGGAUAGUUUCACAGUGAUAGGCUCUGCUGUUGGUGGUAUUACCAGUGCGUUUUAUUCAUUCAAUCAUGUGAUGCCUAUUGUUCAGAGACAUGUGAAAGGACCUAUAUGGCUGCAGUUUUUUAUUGGUGUUCCUCCUGUGAUAGUGUUCUCCUCAACUUGUGCUGGAUUGGCAGGUGGUGCUGUUCCUGCAUUAACACAACUUGCUUCAUCAUCCUAUCAUGCAUCAAUUUCUUCUUCUUCUUCUCCUUCCCAAUGAGAAGAUGCAGAUGUCUCAUCUAAAUUUUCAUUGAAUUUUGUAAUGUUUAUAAUACAAUCCACUACUAACAACAAACUCAGCUUUCUAUAUAAUGGAAAUGAAGCUUUAAGAGAAAGCUGAGUAAAUAAAUAAAUAAAUAAAUAAAUAAAUAAAAAAGAAAAACAGAGCACGCAACAAUUUAAUUAAGAUAAAAGAAAAUAGGAUGGUGUUGUUGUCAUGAGUUGCGCC